AUGGUAGCGUCGCACGCUCUGAUUCUCCUGGCGCUGGCCGCUCCCGCCCUCGCCACGCCCCCCAUCCCGAAAGAGUUUUUCGAGUCGCAAAAACGCACCGCGGAGGAUGCCAAGGUCGCCAAUCGCUUUCGGGCGUGGAUGGCGCAACACGGCGUGACGUUCGGCACGAAGGGAGAGUUCGACCGUAGGCUGAAGAUUUUCGCGGAGAACAGCGACCUUAUCGACACACAUAACACUGCCAACGACGGCUCGACUUUCACCCUGUCCCACAACGAGUUCAGCCACUUGUCGUGGGAUGAGUUCAAGGAGACGCACUUCGGGUACAAGCGUUCGAGCGACAAGCCCAAGCCCGCCCGGCAGACGCCGGAGCGCCGCCCGAUGGAGAAGGUUGCCGGUGGGCGAAGGAGGCUGGUCGAGCUCACCGGGAGCGAGAUUCCCGAUGAGGUGGACUGGGUGCGGGAGGGCGCCGUUACGCCCGUCCAGAACCAGGGCAUGUGCGGAAGUUGCUGGGCGUUUUCGACCAUCGGCGCCAUGGAGGGGGCCUACUACCUGGCCACCGACGACCUGAUCAAGUUCUCGGAGGAGCAGCUGGUCGACUGCGACAAGGUCGACAAGGGGUGCUUCGGCGGCGACAUGGAGCAGGCGUUCGACUGGAUCAAGGAGAACGGAGGCGUGUGCCCCGAGGACGAGUACCCUUACGUCGGACUCUGGCCCCCGUUCAAGACCUGCGCCACCACCUGCACGCCCGUCGAGGGCUCCCAGGUGAAGGAGUGGGCUCAGGUCAAGGCCACCGACGAGGCCCUCAUGACGGCGCUCGCGACGGUCGGGCCGAUCGCUAUCGCCAUCGAGGCCGACCAGAUGGCGUUCCAGUUCUACAGCGACGGCGUUUACACGGCUCCCUGCGGGGACAAGCUGGACCACGGUGUGCUCGCCGUCGGAUACGGGACGUGGGAAGACGGGACGGACUACUGGAAGGUGAAGAACUCGUGGGGCGACAGCUGGGGCCAGGGCGGGUACAUCCUUCUCGAGAGGGCAGACUCGGAGGAGGACGAGGGCGGCCAGUGCGGUCUCCUCAUCGAAGCCAUCUACCCCAUCCUCGGCACGCCCGAGGAAGACGCCGACGGGGCGGCGGAAUUCGCCGUUGAGGCCGCCGAGAUGACCGAGAUGUCCGAGGCGGAGCGCGAGGCUCUUUGGGCUCUGGUUGACCCCUCCGACGUCGCGGAGAGGCCGGUGGGCUUCCGGUCCAGCGCCAGCGCGAAGGACUGCGGCGGCGGAACCAGCGACGUGGUUUUCCACGAUGUGACCAUCUCUCCCAUCGCCCCUAGGCGCGGCCAGCCGGUUUCCAUGAUGGCCAAGGGAACCCUUACCAAGCCCCUGGCGGAGGGAGACUACAACCUGGAGGUGAUGCUCGGCUCUUCGACGAUCUACCAGCACGACGGCUCUCUCUGCGGGGAAAGCUCUGCCGAGCUGCCGCUUGGGUUGGGCUACAUCGAGCUGCACGGCCUGCCCUGCCCGGCCACCCCCGGCCCUACCGAAUUUUCCCUCGAGGUCACCCUGCCGGCCAUCGCCCCCCCCGGGGACUACGACAUCUCUCUCGCCGGCACGGACGACUUGGACGGCGGAGCUCCCGCGCUGUGCCUGGACGUGAAGGUCGAGCUCUGAUUGGCCGACUGAGCCCUUGACAGACGGGAGAGCUGCCACUACUGUGAUCGACCCGAAAGGGUAUUUUUUGGUUUGUUGCCGCCAACGCUGUAGGUCGGUGGCUUCCCGUGUAUCUAAGAUUGGGAUGAGUCGUAGAUUUGGUGUUGGAGCCGCCCUCGCAGGCACCAUCGCCAUCACAGAGCGUUACAUAUCCCGUAUGGGCUUGAGAAUGCCUCCUGCGGGAUGGGUGGGGGAAAGGGGUUGCCUGCAACCCCUCCGACGUAUGUGCGGCCUCGACAUGAUUCUCGAGCUGUGUUGUCUUGGAUUGGAUGCCUCUGGUUAUUCCCCGCUAAACCUAUCGAGAACACCGCCCUCGCGCUUGUGUUCCAGCGCACGUGCGCUGGUUUGGUUAACCGGAACUGGGAGAAAGACUUCGUAAAUAGCUCGCCUUAGUCUCAUGAUCCCAGAUAUACUUUCGCUUUGUUUUUUUGUCAUGGUGCAUAGUGUUUUUGUAAAUACAAAGUGGACGAAAAUGCGCCUGUAAUUUUGUCUUAAGAUGCGGAUGGCGAUUACCUGUGUGGUGGAUUGGCUUUUGCACCACGGGCGGGGUAGGCUAUCGUUGGUCACACGCACGGCCGCCUUGUCCGUUGCCUUUUUGUCGCCGGCCUCUUGUGUGCCUUGUCUCUUGUUGUCCAUGCGCGGAGGACAUGAACGUGUGCACUGCACCCAAGGGCGUUGUCUACGAAACACUCUUGGAACAUCUGUGACGGCAGACCUUGAGUGUUAUGAUCGAACCGGCAGAGAGGAAAAGUAACGUGUCGAGAACGUACUUACCAACAAUGUUGUUGGCUGGAUGAAAGAAGAAAUGACAUUCCCGUUCCCGCCGUCAUUUUUCCGCCAACGUUACGGGUUUCUUGGGCGGGCUUUCCGGUGUGUGUACCAGGGCUCGUGAUGGAGUGUAUACACGCCCGAACCUUGGAACCAGCAACUUGACUCAUACAGACGCUCCUGCACGUAUGCAUAGAGCAGUCGAAAUCGGCGAGUGAACCCAUCAUCUACAGCACACUUGAUGGAGGCGUACUAC
Ectocarpus siliculosus is the source of this 2725-nucleotide messenger RNA. NCBI's taxonomy places the organism in Eukaryota, Phaeophyceae, Ectocarpales, Ectocarpaceae. The record is from the annotation of a GenBank genome assembly.